Messenger RNA from Guyanagaster necrorhizus, 996 nucleotides. RefSeq lists its product as uncharacterized. The record is from RefSeq and is a predicted model, not a curated record. The transcript is spliced from 5 exons. Gene Ontology annotation, cellular component: cytoplasm. Gene Ontology annotation, biological process: N-acetylglucosamine metabolic process. NCBI's taxonomy places the organism in Eukaryota, Fungi, Basidiomycota, Agaricomycetes, Agaricales, Physalacriaceae. The coding region runs from base 131 to 973 and encodes 280 amino acids.
GUAAUUUCUGACGCGUCCUUUCCACCACAUUCUCCAGUCUUCCUCAUUUCUGUUCCCGAUCUUCCAAGCCAGAUUACUUUUUCCUUUCAUCGGAUAUUUCUUCAUCCCUACAGCUCAUCCUUUGUUGAUCAUGACUAUAGAGACGCCAUUCUCAAAUUCAUCCCCCGUUCCUCUGCGUACCGGUCCACCGACCAAAGAAGAACUAAUAGUGUAUUACCCAGCGAAGUUUACGUGGAACCAGCUCAAGACCUUCGUCAAUUCUGGGGAUCUUGGUCUUUUGAAGCGCGACAAGAAGCUUCAAGAACGGUACGAGCUCUGGGCCAAGAGCAUCAAACUCAAAUACGGCUCUAUCGUCAACUACCUCUUGAACUUCCGCCUCCAGUGGGGAAAACCAGAUACUUUGUCCUUACUUACCUCCGCCUUGGAUGACAGCGACCUAGUUAGGAACCACAUAGAUCCUUUACACGCAGACACCUCCAUUACAAGAGAUCUGCCCCCUUUACCCGAAGACGCGCCGUCAUACUUUGCAGCUGAUAUUCCAUCCGAAUAUAUCAGUAUCAUUCAAAACGACUGGCCCUAUUCCGUACCGUCCGAUGUCGAACAUACAUUAAUUUGGACACGUAUCCCAAUUUAUCAUCCCGACAUAAUCGCAGACAGCAUAUCGGCGCGGAUCGCCCAAGACGGCCUGUGGGGUUUUACAGGGAAUACGUCCCCUCCCCCUUCGCCAUCGACUCUUCAUCUCUGUCUGCCCGCGCUUUCUGAGUGGGGCAUCACUAAGGAGAAAAUGAUCAUCUCUACCAGAGGCACCGAGGAGGAAGAAGCUUUGGUUAAAUGGGCCGGUGAGAACGUGAACGACUUUGUUAAGGAGCGCUGGAUGGAAGAGGAGUGGGAAACCGCAUGGUUUGUGAACCCUUUCAGACUUCAGAGUGUACCGGGACUAGCACAUAUCCAUGUUUUCGCAAGACACAAAUGAUUUUGCAUGAUUGUUGAGCCCUC